Messenger RNA from Rasamsonia emersonii CBS 393.64, 990 nucleotides. RefSeq lists its product as uncharacterized. The record is from RefSeq and is a predicted model, not a curated record. Gene Ontology annotation, molecular function: FAD binding. The coding region runs from base 1 to 990 and encodes 329 amino acids. Lineage: Eukaryota; Fungi; Ascomycota; Eurotiomycetes; Eurotiales; Trichocomaceae. The transcript has 3 exons.
AUGGCGACCACGGCCUCGUUAAAGGUUAUCAUCAUCGGAGCUGGGACGACCGGACUCCUUCUUGCCCAAGGGCUCAAGCAGCUAGGCAUUGAGUAUCAUAUCUUCGAACGGGAGGAUGCCUCAACCUACAAGACCCGGCCCCGGGAAUGGGGGAUGACGCUGCACUGGGGAACAGAAUACAUAUCGAAAUGCAUCCCGCCCCAUCUCAUGGCGCGGCUCCAAGAAAUCUGCUGUGAUCCUUACUACAAUGGCCAGGACGAGGCCAUACCGCAUCAUAACGGCGAGACCGGCGAGCUCUUGUUUGCCAUGCCCAAGAAAAUCACCACUAUCACGAAAAGUCCAGACGGCCGCGGUGUGACUGCGGGUUUUGAAGACGGCAGUUCGGUCUCUGGGGAUCUCGUGGUCGGUUGUGACGGUGCCAAAUCCACUGUUAGAGAGCUGCUGGUCGGAAAAGAGGCCGCACAGGUUGUUUCGACUGACAUCCACAUGUUCAAUUUCACCUGCUCGUACAGCGCAGAGACCGCCCGAUUUCUCCGGAUGCGGCACCCGAUCCUGAAGAACAGCUACCAUCCCGACAUCAACACCAUGUUCCUGCUCACCAUCCAGGAUGUGCCAUCGCCAUCCGCGCCGGAAACCUGGAAGUACCAGCUGUUCAUGUCAUGGUCGGGUUCGCCCCGCCCGGAGGAUUUCCCGGACCAGGCCUCGCGCACGGCGUUUUUCAAAUCUCGCGCUGAACACUGGGCGGAGCCCUGGCGGACCGCUGCCCGCGAAGUGCCCGACGACAUUACCUUCCCGACGGAUCGCUGCAGCAUAUGGACGCCGUCGUCGAGCUGGUCGGAAGCUCCCUUGGCGGGCGUGGUGACGAUCGCCGGCGACGCCGCGCAUCCGAUGGCGCCGCAUCGCGGGCAGGGACUGAAACGCCCUCCAAGACGCGACGCAGCUGGUCGAGCAGCUGAAAGCUGUAGCGGCGGGGGAAAAGACGCUGGCUGA